Messenger RNA from Triticum aestivum (bread wheat), 1860 nucleotides. Its product is annotated as receptor-like protein kinase HSL1. Gene Ontology annotation, biological process: protein phosphorylation. The record is from RefSeq and is a predicted model, not a curated record. Gene Ontology annotation, molecular function: ATP binding; protein kinase activity; protein binding. The transcript has 4 exons. Lineage: Eukaryota; Viridiplantae; Streptophyta; Magnoliopsida; Poales; Poaceae. Bases 1 to 1860 code for a protein of 619 amino acids.
AUGGUAACCGUACCAUCCCUCCUGCUCCUCCUCCUCCUCCCCUGCUGCCUCCUGCACCGCGCGGCCGCCCAUGAGGGGCAGCUUCUCAUCCGGAUCAAGGGCGCGUGGGGCAACCCGCCCGUGCUGGCGGCAUGGAACAGAUCCAGCGACCACUGCACCUGGCCCUACGUGACCUGCGACGCUUCCUCCGGGCGGGUCACGAGCCUCUCCCUCGCCAACGCCGGUGUCGCUGGCCCAUUCCCGGACGCCAUCGGCGGCCUCUCCAGCCUCACCAGCCUCAACCUCUCCAACAACCACAUCACCGGCGCCUUCCCGACCAGCGUCUACCGGUGCACUUCGCUUCGGCACCUCGAUUUGUCACUUACCUGCCUCCACGGCGAGCUCCCUGCCGACAUCGGCAACGGCGUGCCGCUGCUGCAGACGAUGAACUUGUCAGGUAACCAGAUCUCUGGCGAGAUCCCGAGGAGCGUAGCCAAGCUCCGCUUGCUGAUGCACUUGGACCUGAGCAAGAAUCAGCUCGCCGGCGAGAUACCGGCUGAAUUGGGCGCCAUGCGGCUCGACGACCAAGUACCGGCAGGACUCGCCAUCGCCACUUACGACCGCAGCUUCCUCGACAACCCCGGCCUCUGCCAUGCCGGUUUGGGGCCAGGCUAUCUCACCGGCGUGCCCUCCUGUGCUGCGGGAACACAAGCCGCCUCCUCCUCUGGGGGCGUCUCGCCGGCGUUCCGCACUGGCCUCCUGGUCGCUGCCGGCGCGCUCCUUGUGCUCAUCGUUGCCUUAGUCUUCUUCCUCCACGACAUCAGGAAAAGGAAGCAAGCGGCACAGGACGGUGGCUGGAAGAUGACGUCUUUCCAGACCAAUCUGGGCUUCGGGGAGGCAGACAUACUCCGGGCGAUUACCGGUGAGAAUUUCGUCGGCAGCGGCAGGUCGGGAUGCGUGUACCGCGUCGCGUUACCCACGUACAACGGCAAGGACAGCGUCGUUGCCGUGAAAAGAAUAAGGAGGGCUGGGAAGGUGGAAGAGAGGCUGGAGCGCGAGUUCGAGUCGGAGGUCGGCAUCCUCGGCGGCAUCCGGCACAAGAACAUCGUCAGGCUCAUGUGCUGCCUCUCGCACGCCGACUCCGCCGACAAGCUCCUCGUGUACGACUACAUGGACAAUGGCAGCCUCGACGGGUGGCUCCACAGGCGCGCUCUCCCCCACGGCGUCGGGCAUUCCGCGUCGUCCGACGAGGGUUAUUUGGACUGGCCCACGAGGAUCAGAGUCGCCGUGGGCGCCGCGCAGGGGCUCUGCUACAUGCACCACGAGUGCUACCCGCCCAUCAUUCACUGGAACGUCAAGACCAGCAACAUCUUGCUGGACUCCGAGUUCCGAACCAAGGUCGCAGACUUCAGGGUGGCCACGAUGCUGAUGCAGGCCGGCACGCCCGACACCAUGUCCGCCGUUGCCAGGUCGUUUGGCUACAUAGCUCCAGAGUGCGGUAACACGACGAGUGUGACGGAGAAGGUGGACGUGUACAGCUUCGGCGUGGUGCUCCUGGAGCUCACCACCGGGCGGGCGGCCCACGACCGCGGCGAGGACGGGUCCCUGGCGGAGUGGGCGCGGCACCGGCACGAGUCAGGAGGAAGCAUCGACGGAGCCACAGAUAGUCGCAUCAGAAACGCGGGGUUCUCGGAGGAGAUCGAAUUCGUGUUCAGGCUAGGCGUGAUGUGCACCAGCGCGUCUCCGUCGUCGCGGCCGACCAUGAAGUACGUGCUGCAGAAGCUGCUCAGGUGCUCCGAGCAGACGCACAAGAAGGGCAAGGUGACUCCGCUCUUGCAGACGCUCCGGGAGUACACGAGUGACUUCGACAGCACUGUCUGA